AUGCUGAUGGGGGAUGUCUCGACUACACUAACUGAGUCUACUACAUCAGUCGUUCCUACGAAAUCUCAACGUCUACGUAGCCGAAUACAAUUUGCGAGCCUUUGUUGGACCCUGUAUGUUACUGGUUGGAAUGACGGUUCGAGUGGUCCGUUGCUCCCACGGAUACAAAAGGUCUAUAAUGUCGGGUUUACUACGGUGUCUCUCAUCUUUGUCUUCGCGUGUAUUGGAUUUUUAAUUGGAGCAACUACCAACGUCAUAUUAACUGAUAAACUAGGCUUUGGGAAGGUUAUCGUGAUAGGUGCUGCAUUGCAAGUCAUUGCCUAUAGUUUAGAGGCUUCAGCUCCUCCUUUCCCUGUCUUCAUUCUAGGCUAUGGUAUCAAUGGAAUGGGAAUGGCAUAUGAGAAUGCUCAAUCAGUUGGUUAUGUAGCUAGCUUCAAGAAGAAUGCAGAAGCAAAAAUGGGAUUGUUGAUGGCUGCAUAUGGAGCGGGAGCAUUUUCGUCACCUUUGGUCGCAACGCAUUUUUCGCAGCUUCCGCACUGGUCGUUCCACUACCUGUGCUCUUUGGGAAUUGCUCUGUCUAAUACUAUCAUAUUAACGCUCGUUUUUGGUCUGAAGAACCAAGAUGAAUGCCUUGCACAGAUAGGUCUAGCGGCGAUGGAGACAGGCACGAGUCAAGAUAGUAAAUUCCGGCAGAUUUUUGCCUUGAGAGACGUCCACCUCCUUGCUUCUUUCAUCCUAGUGUAUGUUGGUGCCGAAGUGACUGUAGGAGGGUGGAUUGUCACAUACGUAAUUGACGUGAGAGGUGGAGGUCCCUCAUCUGGAUACAUAUCUUCCGGAUUCUUUGGUGGGCUCAUGAUUGGCAGAGUAGCUCUAUUAUGGGUGAAUCGCAAAGUUGGUGAACGCCGUGUAAUGUACAUUUACGCUGUAGUAGCCAUAGGCUUGGAAUUCGUGGUCUGGUUCGUUCCCUCCCUGGUCGGCGGAGCGGUUUCUGUGGCAAUCAUAGGCGUCUUCCUGGGUCCAAUGUACCCCAUUGCGAUGAAUCAAGCUGGGCGCAUUUUGCCUCGUUGGCUCCUGACAGGCUGCAUAGGAUGGAUAGCUGGUUUUGGUCAAGCAGGGUCUGCUAUUUUACCAUUCAUGACCGGAAGUAUUGCAUCUCGAGCAGGGAUAACAAGUUUGCAACCACUCUUGGUCGCAAUGAUGGGAUUGAUGACUAUAUUAUGGGCAUUAGUGCCCAGGAACCCGCGUAAGGUGGACUGAAAAACAAGACCCAUUCCGCUAGUCACAAAUAUAGUAUGGACUGAGAUUCUUCACGAUCCAAUUGUAAUGUUGGAUAACAGAACUCCCCAAUAUAUAUGUAUAUAUAUAUAUAUCAUUAGAUGACACAGCGAAUAGACAAACAUCUUUCGUGAGCACAUAAGGACUGUCACCGUUUUCGCCUAGAGCUAUUACUCUUGGAAGUACUUGAAAUGCCUGCUGUCGUAGAUGCUCUCAUGCUUUUCCUGGGCUUGGUGGGCUUUGGAGGAGACAGAGGCUCCGGAGAUGAUGAGGCAACAGAGGAUGCAACAGAUAAUCUACUAGACCGUCGGGGCCGCGAGGUGGUCUCUCCCUCGAUAUCUUUUUUGGACGUCCGACCCUUGCGAGCGGGUCGUCUGCUUACAGGUGAAGGUGGUAACGGUGCGACUUCAUCCGCCUCUUCUUCCUCCGUCAUCAGAGAGCCAGGUAUACUGCUUUUUAAAUCAACUUCCUCCUUCGGAACCCGAUUUCUCCUUUCACGUGUGCGUUGUGUUGAUGGUGCUGGAUGUACAACUGGGUUACGAGGGACACCGUUCCUUUGAGAAGAAGCCUCUGGUUCGCUAUCUUCCUCCUCCAUGAACGCACCAGGAACCGUAUUACUCUUGACCUCUCUUGGUCGCGUGGGCUGACGUUCAUCUGACCGGCUCGCGUUACCGAAGACAGAGAAGGACAGCUCUGCAGGUGCAGCUUCCUCUAUCUCAUCCUCCUCCUCCUGAGGUACAGAUUUUCCUGAUAAGACAGCAUUUUCCUCUUCUGAUUCCAUGUCUAUAUCGAAAGGGUGCGUUUCUGCAGGUUUAGAGCUGGGUUUUGGCAUAGAGCUUGAAACUUGGCGAUCACGAUCGAAAGUCCGUUUGACACCAGCAUUAACUGGGGGUUUAUAGAAGGCAUUAGGAGUUUGGUUGGCACUGCCAGAUUUUUCAAAGAGAGAGCUGGUAGGAUGAACACCAUUAACAGCAUUUUUGCCGGAUAUGGACUUUUGAAAUGCUCCAUGAGUUAUUUGUAAGCCAGAUGGACCGACGAGCGGAGCGGUCGAUUGUGCAUUAACAGACGAUG
Messenger RNA from Serpula lacrymans var. lacrymans S7.9, 2346 nucleotides. RefSeq lists its product as uncharacterized. Gene Ontology annotation, biological process: transmembrane transport. Bases 1 to 1257 code for a protein of 418 amino acids. Lineage: Eukaryota; Fungi; Basidiomycota; Agaricomycetes; Boletales; Serpulaceae. The record is from RefSeq and is a predicted model, not a curated record. The transcript has 14 exons. Gene Ontology annotation, cellular component: membrane. Gene Ontology annotation, molecular function: transmembrane transporter activity.